This is a messenger RNA of Stomoxys calcitrans (stable fly), 438 nucleotides long. RefSeq lists its product as uncharacterized. The coding region runs from base 7 to 438 and encodes 143 amino acids. The record is from RefSeq and is a predicted model, not a curated record. Gene Ontology annotation, molecular function: odorant binding. Lineage: Eukaryota; Metazoa; Arthropoda; Insecta; Diptera; Muscidae. The transcript is spliced from 2 exons. Gene Ontology annotation, biological process: sensory perception of smell.
ACAUCAAUGCGGCAAUUAGAAUUUGAAUUCGGUCAAGCCAUUAUAUUUGGCUGUUUGUUAUUGCCAAUGGUCAUUGCUGUGGAUAUGUCCGAGGCCAAACUUAAAGAAGUAACUGAAGAAUGCAUGAAACAAACUAAUGUCAGUAUUGAGCAAGCCAAUUUGAUAAUGAAAGACGAUUUGGAGAAAAUCUCGGAUGAGGACUUUUCCCAUAACAUGAGAUGCUAUUUGCUCUGUUAUCAUAAACAGAUAGGACUUUUCGACGCCAAUGGUCCAAUGCGAGACGCCUUUAUAAAAUUUAUGGAAAUUCGAUAUCCAAAUAAAAAGGAUAAAGUCUUACCAGCCUUAAGAAUAUGCAAACACCAGAGAGAUCCGGAUAGUUGUGAACAAACAUAUAAAUUUGAAAGGUGUAUGGCGCAUACCAUUGAAGGGGAACUAUAG